AUAGAUUCAGUAAUUUUGUUCACUGUUUUAAACAAGACAGGGAAAUGGUUAAAAAGUGGCCCGGACUUUCACGCGAAAUCCAACCAACAUCUCACUCUGAACUCUUGACUGUAGUUUGGUCAGGUCGCCGGGUGAUGGUUUCAUUCAUUCUGUACUUUCAGUAUUAGUGACGCUCAUUUACUUGUAAGCAAUAUGUCGUCUGUCAACUUCACAAAGUACGAUGCAUUUGGGUUUGACAUGGACUUUACCCUUGCUCGUUAUGAGCUUGUACCAUUUUUCAACAUGGUGUAUGAUUGUGUCCGCAAAUAUCUGGUGGAAGUCAAGAAAUAUGAUGCUUCUAUUUUUCACAGACUUCAGGAAGACAAAGAAUUGAUUUACAAAGGACUCAUUGUUGACUUUGAGAAAGGCAAUAUUCUGAAACUUGGAAGUGAUGGCGUAAUACUUCGAGCCACACAUGGAACUCAGAAGAUGACAGCUGCAGAAAUAGAACGUGACUAUGGAGCUGAGAGGAAAUUUGGAGACUAUGACAUUUUCAAGAAUGGGAUGAAAAGCAUAGACUCUAAGUGGAGGUUUUUUGAGAACUACUUUGACACUCCCGGCCUUGUGGCUUUUGCCAAGAUAAUUGACUACAUGCACAAAGCAGGCACUGAAGAAGGAAGGACGACGUUUGAGCACAUUUGGAAAGACGUUUUGAAUGCCUUGGAGGACAUGUAUAUUCCUUCACAGUAUGCACAGGAUAAGGGUGCAUAUUUUCCGGAGAUGAAAAAGAACAUUGGCAAGUACAUAGAUCCUGCGAGCCAGCAGAUCAAGGACUGGCUCAAGUCCCUCAGACAAGAUAACCGUGUGGUCUUCCUCCUCACCUCUUCCUAUGUGGACUUUGCUCAUCUCGUCAUGGAACAUGUGUUUGGGUCUGAGUGGAAGUCUCUUUUUGAUUUCACAUUGUACGCUGGGAGAAAACCACGAUUCUUCACAGAGUCCAAGCCUUUCUCAGUAGUUGAGGAUGGUUUAAAACUAGGGGGCGAAGUCAAGAGUCUGACAUCAGGGGGUGCAUACUGCUACGGUAACCAUGUUGAUCUUAUGGAUUUCCUCCGUGAGACGACAGGAAAAACAGACCCUAAGGUCAUCUAUUUCGGGGACAACUUGUGGGCGGACGCCUGGCCCUCCAAGACGCUGGGCAAGUGGGACACGGUGUUGAUCCUGGAGGAGAUGGAUGCUGAGGGUUACGCCGUGUCUGACGGGACCGUGCCCGGACACGAGGACGAGGUUGAGGACCCGGAUGCUCCUCCCAAGAAGAGGAAGAGAAAAUACGAGCACAGCACCCUGGUGACAGAUGAGGAGAUAGAGCUGAUGGUCAGUGAGUUCUGGGGCUCCAUCUUUAUUGACGACUCUCAGGCUGCUGGUUCGGACAGCCAAGAUCAGUCCUUCACCGACAGCAAGACGGUCAACACGGCCUUUGGCAAUCUCAUCGGGCAGUUUGCCGACAUAUGUGUGCCCAGUAUAGAGUACCUUGCAGGUGUGCCUGUCGAUCAUGUCUUCACCACCUUCAGCAAAGAACCUGGUAACUCCAGAGGCUUCCACCCUGGUCGACCACGCUCACUUCUACCCUAGAGUCAGUAAUAAUCUGUUCGGAGAAAAAAAAAGAGAAUUAUCCUCACAACCCCUGGACUGACCAUUUGAACAAAUAAAUAAGUAUAUAAGAAUAAAUGACUGGCAGUCGAAAUUGUCUAAGACGCCCACCCAUAGUCGAGGAGAAAAGUGGUUAUCUUAGACAAGUGGAUGUCUUGGACAGUGUCUUUAUGAUAUAGAAAAAGAAUGUAACGGGGGUGGGAUGGGAAGCUGUCGUUUGUACAUGGGAUUGUCUUGGACAGGUGGCCAUUACAGAGGGUCAACUGUACUACCUCUUUUAUUCGUGUGCAUAAUUUUACAAUAAACAAAAGAGCCAAAAGCGGUAAUGGCUUUUAAUUUUCACUGCGGUAGAAUUAUCCUGGAAGCAUAUCAAACCCAUAUGCAAAUUCUCAGUGCAUUUAAACAAGAGAUAAGUGAGAUAUAGCAGUGCAAACAAUGGGCAUGAGAAAGUGAAUGGAUUAUGGUUUGUGUGUGUGGCUAUGGUCUCAAACAAACACUGAUCGAAAGUUUGUUUGUUUUUUUCGUCAUUUUGAGUUAAUAGAUGCAAAUGUAGUAUCAGUGGACUGAGACUUUUUUAUCAGUGUUUUUCUAAAACAGAGGAACAACGAUUUGUCUUCCUUUUACCUGACAUUGUGCCAUUUGAAAAUACAGUGGGGUCCGCUUAAACUGAAUAUGAUUAAUCUGAAAUAAGUGGUAAACAUAAAGAAAAGAAAAUCACCUUUUUUUUCCCCCCUUAUUAACGGCAAACCUGGCUAAACUGAAGAAAAUCCAGCAACCUGCAGAUUUUGGUUUAAACAGACUCCACUUUAUUUACUCUUUCAGUUGUCUGUAGUAACGAUGUGGUAAGACAAGUUUUUUUGCCAACUAGGUAGCCUACUUUUUCUUGGAAAUGACUAAAUGAAAUUUUUAGAGAGCACAGCUGUGCUUGUAUCAGUCUUUAGACUGGGAUCUUGACCUCAUAAGACUUCAUCAGAUCAUUGUGCUCUGGAGAUGGGUUUUACCUAAUGUGAUGAUGCUUCUGUUUUGUUUUUGUUUUUAUUGCAAAUGCAUAUUUGGUGAACUCAGUAUUAGAAGAAAAAGGGUUGUUACUUAAUACUUUUUUUUCUUUUUCUGCUUUCUUUCUUUCACAUUUCAGGGGCAGCCAUCUGUAAGUUUUUCAACCCAUUCUGUACAGAAUAUUGAUAUAUACUGUAUGUAUGACCAUAUAUUCUUACAAAACCAGAUUGUCCCCAUCUUUUCAGUGUCCUGGCCUGUGGUGGGGAUGGCCCAUAUUUUAAAAUCUCCAGUACAGAGUUUUUAAAUCGGUGCCUUUGGUGUAGUGGUUAGGCGCUUCGCUGUUGCAUGCAGAAGACCCGAGUUCGAUUCUCGAGUUGGGAGACCUUUUUUAUAAGAGUAUCUUGGUCUUUCUGCUGGAAUGUAUCCAUCUCAGCGCAGGGCAUGCCUCCUGAAAUAUUUAAAUUGUGCCGAUGGGGACGUAAAAACACCCUAUAUUGAGUUCUUGAGUUGUGUUGUUUUGGGAGUUGUAAAAGCUCUCCACCCAAGUGGCCGAGUCUCAUUGGAGAUAGACGUCGAAGUCAUAGCUCCAGCUUCUUGAAUAUUCUUCCAGUAUUGAUAAAGGCCCUUUAUCGAACCAAACCCUAUCUACUUCUCAGGAAGCUGUGUGUCACUGCUAUAUUGUGAAGCAAUCAUUUUCAUGAUUAGCCGCUUUUUCUUGACAUCUUGCAUUUAUGGGGAGGCUUUUGCUUCGCUGAUUUUUGGGGGGAUUUAUUGAUAAACAGAAGUUUUCAGUUGCGUAGUCUUAUUAUUAUUAUUAUGCUGUUCCAACUUCAUAUUCGUCCCAUGGUAGGUGGUAUAGUGGGGUUUGACUGUAUUAACUUUUUCUGAUGUUGUGAUGUGCUCUUUGUGUCUGUGCCUUUAGCUGUGUUGAUAUCAUGCUGGGACAUGUUGCUGAUGAUCCUGGUCAAGUCCACAAUGGGACUUUCUUGAAGUUGGGGUUGUUUGAGGAUUUUCAAGGAUCUCUCCCUUUGCUGCUCUGUUCUGUUGCAGAUUUAUAAAAGUUGAUUCAGGUGGAGAUCCUGCCUCUUGUACAAUCUUGCAGUGGUGAAACCAGAAUAAAACCUGUACAUUUAA
Messenger RNA from Aplysia californica (California sea hare), 3756 nucleotides. Its product is annotated as 5'-nucleotidase domain-containing protein 1. NCBI's taxonomy places the organism in Eukaryota, Metazoa, Mollusca, Gastropoda, Aplysiida, Aplysiidae. The coding region runs from base 193 to 1608 and encodes 471 amino acids. The transcript has 12 exons. Gene Ontology annotation, molecular function: 5'-nucleotidase activity. The record is from RefSeq and is a predicted model, not a curated record.